This is a messenger RNA of Elaeis guineensis (African oil palm), 4797 nucleotides long. RefSeq lists its product as uncharacterized. NCBI's taxonomy places the organism in Eukaryota, Viridiplantae, Streptophyta, Magnoliopsida, Arecales, Arecaceae. The record is from RefSeq and is a predicted model, not a curated record.
AACGCUAUUAAUGUGGCAUUUUUUAUGAUUUCUUGGGUGGUUUUGAUUCUUUUUCGUUUACCAUCUUGGUUGCUUUUUCUUGGUACGACUGUUAGAUGCGUUAUCCAUCUACAGUUUAAUCGAUGUUUUGAAGGGUUUUUUGAUCCUCUCAGUUGGGAUGAGUACGGUCGAGGUUAAUUUGUUUUCUUUUCUUGGCUUUUCUUUGGUAUUUUAGAUGUUAUGCUGCGUUCUGGCUCCGAUCAUUAUUGGAAUUGGGGCUGCUUUGCGGUUGUGAAUUUUUUUCUUUUUUUUUCGCCUAACGUUUUGGUUUAGGGGUUCUUCGGAUCAUUUGAUCUGGUGCAUUAUAUCGCUUAUUUAGUUUGAUUGGUUUUGUUCCAUUUAUGCAUUGAGUCGAUGCUUUGACAUAGGUGGUCCCUUUCCUUUUUAUGAAAAAAUCUCUUGAUUAUUGAAGGAAAUUUGUAUAGGAAUCUGGUUAGGUUAUUAUUGGAAACAUGGUACAAGAAUACCUUCAAGUCAUCUAGGGCAAUUUGCUUUUUGAUUCGCAUAUUAUUAUGUCAACCAUUCGUUGGACGGUUUGUUGUCUUGGAAUUUUGGGUUAUAAAAGUUUUACUAAAUUGCCAACAAUUGUUAGCUCAGUCGGUUGGCACCUCUCCUAAGGGCUUCCCCUUGGUGGAAUUCUUGGGUGCAAAUUCCAUGUUCUGCUAAAAAAAAUGUCUUAGCAUUAAGUUCAUGUUUCAGAUGAUAGCCUAUAGUGGUCAUCACCUAUGGUUUCUACCAAGAAUAUAGAUUGCAUUAGUGUUCUUGACAUUGUUGCAGUUAUUACAUUUGUUGGUUGUGAUAUUUAUUCAUUUCUGUCUUGUUAGUUUCUAUCGGUGGAGUGGAUGGUUUUGCAUACUAAUUAGCAAGAGAUGGAAUACUUUCAGGAAAUAAUAGCAGACUCCCUAAUUUCAUAGCAUUGUGAUUCUUCUUUACAGCUGUAACAUUCAUGUGGUUCAGUACCAUUUGUGUCAGUUUUCUUAGUUUCUCUAUAGUGGAAUAUUGACAUAAAUGUCUUGUUUUGUAACAUGCUGUGGAAGAUAUACCUUUUAGCUUGUCCUGUCCUUGUCUAGUUGUUUUCAUCUCUGAUGUGAUAAAUAUGGAAGAAUAUGAUUGGUUGGACCAUGGAGCUAAUGAGUUUGUAAGAAGAUUUAAGCAGAUUAAAGUGAGGUUGUCAAUGGGUAAAAAUUCAGAUAUUCCAAGCAUCACAUAUUUUUGUGUAUUUCUACUCUUAAUAUAGUUAUAUCAUUCCAAUUUACCAUUCACAUAUUGUAGUUCAGUCUAUAUUGUCUCAUGUGCUAGAACAUUUUUCUAACUCACGACAAAUCGUGGACACCUGUUUCUUUCCUUUAUGUUUGCUUGCCUAAAGAUCCUGCUCCACAAAAUGUUCUCCUUUUUUUCCCCUUUUAACGAGUCAUCACCACCAUGUCUUGAACCUUUUUUUAAGAAUUAUCGGUAUUUUCUGUUAUUUUUAUGAGACUAGGAAACAAACAAGGAGAGAAGAAAAAAAAAAUCUAGACAAUGGCUUCUCAUAAAAAUAAAAAAGUAUUUUUUUUUUAAAUUAACAUAUCAUAUCAUAUGGAAGAGAAAUUCAGAGAAAUGGAAUCGAAAAAAUGGCCAUUCAAAUGCUUAAAUGGCAAUGCAGGGACAAGUGGUUUAAGUGGUCAAUUGCUUAGAUUUCUAAGCAUCAGUAUAAAUAUUUUGACAUACUUUUAGUUUUCUUAACUGUGAUUGAUGCUCUAGUAGUUGAUUGCUUGAUUUUAGAACUUGGUUUAUGAAAUACUUGUAAAAUUUUUCUUUUGGCAGGCUUAAAAAGAAUUCCUUUACUAAAUAAUUUAUACAAAGGUCAAAAUUUCCCUUCAUAUGUGCUCAAAUUUAUCCAGUUUAGCAAGCGUAAAGCCUCUUAUCAAGGAAAUCCAUGGAUUGUGGUGAGGCAAAUGCCUAUGGUGAAUGGCAUUCUGUCCUUAUGGGUGCAAUUUUCAUGUGCAACCGCAUGACAAAGAAGGAAUGCCUCGAGCGAAAACUUUUUGGCCUUCCCUCUCACCAAGCAGGUUUUUUGAAGAAAGUUAAAGCUGGCAUGCUGUUAUUUCUCUUUGAGCAUGAAGAAAGAAAACUAUAUGGUGUGUUUGAAGCAACAUCUGAUGGUGCAUUAAAUAUUAUUCCUAAUGCUUUUCUCUCAUCAGGGAAGUCUUAUCCUGCUCAGAUUCUUUUCAAGCGGAUUUGGUUUUGUAAACCACUGUCUGAAGAUGAAUUUGGUGAUGCUAUUAAAGAGAACUACUACCGGCCCUACAAAUUUGAGUUUGGUUUGUCAUAUGACCAGGUUUUAAGGCUUAUUCACUUGUUUUCCUUGAAGAAGAUUAGAGUAUCUCAGUUCCAGGGACGGAUGCCCAAUAAACUCAUAAAACAGUUUGAAAACUCAUAUUCGGGCAAGGAGAGGGCACUUGGAAAACCCAGGUCUAGAUUUGAUUCAUAUGAACAUAAGCCUCUUCUAAUGUCAGAUGAUUCUGUAGCUGUUUCUCAACAUGGACUGGACCCAACAGUACCUUGUGCUACCAGAACACUACCUGAUUUGGCUUGUUCAUCAUCUCAAAAUGAUUAUGCUUUGAGGAGAUCCUUUCCUGUUACUUCUUCCUAUGAUCAUCGUUAUUACCAAACUGUCCCAGGUUGUGGGGCUGAACUUUCCUCUAUCGAUUUAGGCACGAACCGUCCUUCCCUGCCUGAAGAAUUGAAUACUCAUGCCAGAUAUUUCUCAGACACUCAAGUCCCUUAUCUUAAAAGCCAACUGUCAUUACUGUCAAAUCCGAAGACCUUUGAGUUGCCUUCAUCUAAGUACCGGAGCAUGGACAUCUCUGCCAGUGACGAAACCCCUAAAGGGUCAUCCUUCACUAUUUGUGAGCCUUCCAGGGUCAGUUUACCUUUAAUAGGUUCUGUAGGCUGUCCUAAACCUUUCAUAGGUUUUCGAGGCUGUGCCAAUCUCCAAGACUACAAACACUCAUCCAUCCUUGACCCCCAUGACUCAUCCGCCAGUAAGAUUUUAGCAACACCAGGAAUGAAUAUGACAAAAGGCUUAGAUUCUAGACCCUCCUUGCACAGUUUGGGUGAUGGUCAUGAUGAUCCUAAAGCAACUCUACAAGAUGAUCGUCCAAGAGGGCUACACCGCUGGGUCUCAGGGCCUUCUCCUGAAUUUAUUCCUUUGUCAGAAGAUGACUCCUCCCACUUUCAUAGUAGUCUUUCAAAGGAUGCAUCUGUUAUAAGUAAUAGUUCAUUGGAAUCUGAGGAAGGCAGUGGCUAUGAAGAAUUAAGGCCUUAUCAAUUAAUGCACGAUGAUGGUUAUGAUGAUGAGUAUUAUCCAACUUCUGUGAGCUCCAGACUCCAUUCAGAUAAUUAUCGAGAGAGAACUAGUGUAUUUUCUCGCAUGUCAAAGACUCCAGGAACACGUAGGCAAUAUAAGGUGGUAUACGAGCCAUAUAGAAAUCUGUCAUUGGAUCAACUUUUAAGUGUCUUGUGUCAGAGGAGAGAUCUGUUGAGUGAGAUGGACAAAAUGAUGCUGCAAAAAUCAAGCAUUCAGGAUGAUGCCCAACAAUUUGAGAAAAUAGCUGAUACGGAACUAAUGUUAGCUACAUCAGUUGGUGAGUUUGAAUUUGAAACAAACAGUGAGGAAGUUGCUGAAGAAAUCAGUGAAAUUCCUUUCUUGAAUUUUAAACGUAGGAGUGAAGUUCAGAAGAUGGAGGGUGGAAAUGAAGCACGUCCUGAUAUAGAGGGCCGUAGGGGUGAGGGAUCUCUGGGAAAGAGGAGGAGACUGGUGAGGCCAUCCUUCUGUGAAGAUGAAGUCCAAGAUAUGCAAAAAUCCUCUCAAGAAAUUUUUAGGGGCGGUGUGUUGAUUAAAAAUGGUGAGGCUGCAAAUUCAGUAGAUGGUGAUUCAUCGGUCAGAAUCUACGAAGAAAGUGGAAAUAAAAACAGUUCAUCACCAGCUGCAUUUUCUCCUGUUAUUAAUAAAUUGAAAACCGACUCUAAUGGCUCAAAUGCUUGUGUGAAUGACAAAUUGAUUGACGCUGCAGGAAGAUGUUUGCUGAAGUCUGUUGCUGACCACACAGUUGUGUCAACUUGGAAUUCUAAACAUGAAGAAAAAGCAACUACCGCCUUACAAGCAGGUGGCGUUGAUCUUUCUGUAUUGCAAGGUUACAGUGAGUCAUGCGACCAAAAAUUUGGUGAAGCGAAUGCAGCAUCCUUGGUUAAAACUGAUAAUAUUGGGUCCGAAGAUUAUCUUCCACUCCAGGGAGGAGAAGAUUAGAUUUGCCAGGUGACUCUGACAAGCUUGGAGAGUUGGUUUUGAAGUCCUUGAUGCUAAGCCAUCGAUCCAUCUUGGGUUCAUCGUGGUUCAUUGUUUUUUGACAGCCGUCGUUCCAAACAACUGAUACAACUUACUGGUGUGUGUGUGGAACACCAGAACUUUUGGUUACUUUUUUCAUUAUCUUUUGAAACCUCAGUUUCCCUUUGAGGACAUGGUUUUGAUAGGUUUUUUGACCAACUGGACCGGACCACCUGAUAUUGUCAUAACUAGGUCAUGCGUGCGUACCUGUAUAUUUUUGUCGACCGUGAUGCUGUUGGUAACGGAGCGAAGAUGGUAUUUGUUACUCUCUUUCCGCAUCUAAAAAUGCUUGUAUAUUUGUUAUGUGUGAUUGAGAUAUGUAAAAUAUUACCGUGAUGCUGUUAGUAACGGAGUGAAGAUGGUAUUUGUUUCUCUGCUUCUGCACCUAAAAA